Molecule: messenger RNA, 4260 nt
Organism: Oryctolagus cuniculus (rabbit)
Lineage: Eukaryota; Metazoa; Chordata; Mammalia; Lagomorpha; Leporidae
Gene: NARS2
Product: asparaginyl-tRNA synthetase 2, mitochondrial
Biological process (GO): asparaginyl-tRNA aminoacylation
Cellular component (GO): mitochondrion
Molecular function (GO): asparagine-tRNA ligase activity; ATP binding; nucleic acid binding
Source: RefSeq, a predicted model, not a curated record
UUUUCCAUCCAAUGGUUCACUCCCCAAGUGACCACAAUGGCUGGAGCUAAGCUGAUCCAAAGCCAGGAGCCAAGAGCUUCUUCUAGGUCUUCCACGUGGGUGCAGGGGCCCAAGCACUUGGGUCAUCUUCUGCUGCUUUCACAGGCACAUUAGCAGGGUGCUAGGUGAGAAGUGGAGUAGCUAGGACUUAAACUGAUGCCCAUAUGGGAUGCUGGCACCAUAGAUAGCAGCUUAACCUGCUAUGCCACAACACUGGCCCCACUAAUCUAUUUUCUAUACAUUUGUCUCUCCUGAAACAUUUCAUAAAAAUGGAGUCAUAUAACAUAUGGUCUUUUGUGACUGGCUUCUUUAACUUAGCAUAGUGCUAUUGAGGUUUAUCCAUGUUGUAGCAUUUAUCAAUGCUUUAUUCCCUUUCAUAUCCAACUAGUGUUUCAUUGUGUGAAUGUACCACAUUUUGUUUAUCCAUUUAUCAGUUGAUGGAUAUUUGUGUUAUUUCUACUUUUUGGCUAUUAUGAAUGCUGCUGUAAACAUUUGCAAAAUUUUCUGUGGAUAAACAUAUGAUUUAAUUUCUCUUGGGUGGAAUUUCUGGGUCAUAGGGUAGCUAUGCUAAACAUUUUGAAAAACUGCCAGACUGUGAAGGUAUUUCAAAAAGAUCCUCCAAAAAUGCACCUGAGGGUGAAGCGAGGAUCCAGGAACCCAGUGCAGAUUUCACGUAGGUGGCAAGGACCUAAUUAUGUAAGCCUUCACUAUUGCCUACCAGGGUCUGCAUUAAUAGGAAGCUGGAGUCAGGAACCGAAGCCAGGUGUUAAACCCAGGUACUCUGAUGUGUAUCCUAACCAGCAUCUUUACCACUAGACUGAACACCCACCCCUUAAACUUAACUUUUAAUUCUGUCUUUCCAGGAACCUUUUUAAAUACCCUUGUAUUUUCCAGAGUGAUCAUGCCAUUUUACCACCAGCAUGAAUGAAAGUUCCAGUUCACUAUGUCCUUGCCUACACUUGUUACUUUUGAUUUUAGUCAUCCAGAUGGCUUUGAUGUCCAUUUCCCUGAUGACUAAGGAUGCUGAGCACCUGUUUCUACACAUAUCGACUCUUGUGUAUCUUCCUUAGAAAAACAUCUCUGCUAGUCCUUUGCCCACUUUUUCAUUGUGUGGUUUUCCUUUUUUUUGUUAUCAUUGAAUAGAAGUUUCUGUAUAAACUCCAUUAUUCGAAGACUGAUUGUGCUUUUUUUAAAAAAAAAGAUUUAUUUUAUUUCUUUGAAAGGCAGAAUGACAGAAAGAAGCAGAGACUGAGAAAGACAUCUUCCAUCUAUUGAUUCACUACCCCACUACCUGUGAUUGUCACUACCUGUGACAAUCAGGGCUGAGCCAGGCCAGGAACUCCACCUAUAUGGUGCAGGGGUCCAAAUACUUGAACCAUCUUCUGCUUUCCCAGGCACGUUAGCAGGGAGCUGUAACAGAAGUGAAGCAGUCAGGACUUGAACCCAUGCUCUAAUACGAGUUGCAGCAUUGCAGGCCAUGGCUUAAACCACUGUGCCACAACACUGAUAAUGCACUAUUUUCAGCAAAGUCCUGGGCAUAAAUCCCUCCACAAACUGAUGUAAUCAAUUUCAGAACCCUUGUUGGGGAUAGUUCGAAGUUUGGUUUUUGUUUUUUUGGUUUUUUUUGUUUGUUUGUUUGUUUUUUGACAGGCAGAGUGGACAGUGAGAGACAGACAGAGAGAACGGUCUUCCUUUUACUGUUGGUUCACCCUCCAAUGGCCGCUGCGGCUGGCUUGCUGCGGCUGGCGUACCGUGCUGAUCAGAAGACAAGAGCCAGGUGCUUCUCCUGGUCUCCCAUGCGGGUGCAGGGCCCAAGCACUUGGGCCAUCCUCCAUUGCACUCCCGGGCCACAGCAGAGAGCUGGACUGGAAGAGGGGCAACCGGGACAGAAUCCGGCGCCCCGGCCAGGACUGGAACCCGGUGUCCUGGCGCCGCAGGUGGAGGAUUAGCCUAUUGAGCCGCAGCGCUGGCCCCAAAGUUCGGUGUUUUGAUAGUUCCAAGGUGGGUGUUUCUUACCCCAUAAGGGCUCUUCACAACUUUCUUUCCAGAAAACUAGCAGGUCUACAGUUUAGCCUUUAUCUCCAGUGAAUCUAUCUCAAGUUGCUUUCACCACAAGCACACUGUUUCGGAGAGUACACUCUAGGUGCCUUUCCACACUGUUGCACAUGAAGUCACCUCCUUUAGGGAGAGAGUUGGGCCUCUGUUUAUGCCUGUUUUCCCAUCCAGGCAGAAUCUCUGAGCCAGGCCUGUCAAGCUGGAGACAGGGACAAUGAUGUUUCUCUCCAAUUGACCUCCUGACUUAGGAGCUCAGUGUUUGGUGGAGGGGGUAGCAGCAUACCCAGGUGUCAUUGUCUUUCCCUCCUGACGUGGAACCCACACCCUGUGAGCUGGGUGGUCCUUUAACUGGGAACAGGGGCAUAAACAGAGAGACCCUUGUGUGGGUGGCUGUCAGUCUGGUGUGUGUGUCUGUCAUGCUGAGCUGUGAAGGGAAAGGAGAGAAUAGACCUAGUUGAGACCCUACAGACUCUAUCCUUACCAAAUUUUAGUGACUUUUCUUGAAUAGGUGUUUCUUCAUUUGUUGUGUACUCUUAAGGGCAUUUCCAGAUACUGCAGGGGUAGGGAACCUUUUUUCUGUCUAGGGCCUUUUGGGUGCUUAUACAUCAUUCAUGGGCCAUACACAAUCAUCAACUUAAAAAUUAGCCUGCUAUAGAUUUGUCAAAUUUCAAGUCCCGCCUGUGGUUGUCAUAAGCAGGACCAGACCAAAUGCCUUAUGCAGGCCUUAUGCCGCCCAUGGACUGGACAUUUCCCAUGCCUGCUUUAAAUGGUUGGUGAGAGGGAGGUUGUUUUUGUUUUCUGUAACUUUGGCCAGUUUCGCUGAGUAGUCGGUCUGAGAAGCUCCCCCACUCUCAUGCCAGAAAGUGGGGGAAAGGCAAGUCACACUUUGACUCCUUUUCACCAGAACGAUCUUCAGUUUCCUCACUUGAAAAAUGCUUCAAGCAAAAUAAAGGCACCUGAGGGGAAUUUCUUCGAUGUUCCUACUUUCUUAACUGUUUCUGGACAACUUCAUCUAGAAGUGAUGUCAGGAGCUUUCGCUCAGGUGUUCACCUUUGGCCCAACAUUCCGAGCUGAGAAUUCCCAGAGCCGGAGACACCUGGCAGAGUUUUAUAUGGUGGAAGCAGAGAUUUCUUUUAUUGAGAAUCUUCAAGAUCUCACACAGAUUAUGGAGGACCUCUUUAAGUCUACAGCAAUGAUGGUGCUCUCAAACUGUCCUGAAGAUGUUGAACUCUGUCACAAAUUCUUAGCACCUGGCAAAAAGGACAGAUUAGAACAUAUGCUAAAAAACAACUUCUUAAUAAUUUCUUAUACCGAAGCAGUGGAAAUCUUAAAGAAAGCAUCCCAGAAUUUUACCUUCACCCCAGAGUGGGGUGCAGAUCUGCAAACUGAACAUGAGAAGUACCUGGUGGAGCACUGUGGCAACAUUCCUGUCUUCAUCAUCAAUUACCCGUUGGCACUCAAACCUUUCUACAUGAGGGACAAUGAAGAUGGCCCUCAGCACACAGUUGCUGCUGUUGAUCUUCUGGUUCCUGGAGUUGGGGAACUCUUUGGAGGAAGCCUCAGAGAGGAACGGUACCAUUUCUUAGAGCAGCAAUUGGCCAGAUCAGGACUUACAGAAGCCUACCAGUGGUACCUGGAACUUCGUCGAUUUGGAUCUGUGCCACAUGGAGGUUUUGGGAUGGGAUUUGAACGCUACCUGCAGUGCAUCUUGGGAGUUGACAAUAUCAAAGACGUUAUCCCCUUUCCAAGAUUUACUCACUCAUGCCUUUUGUAGCUGGGAGGUUAAAGAAAAGCACCACACGGCCAGCUCACCACACAUGAAGACAGGAGAAUGUGUGUUGUGGGGUUUUUGGGAUGUAGAUUUCAACAUAUCGCUGUAAGAAAUAACAUGAAAAAUAUAUAUAAUCAUGAUUUUCUUUAGCAAGUCAAGCACAUUUCAUGGAAAGAUAAACUCCCUCAAAAAGAGAUAUUUAUAGCAAGUGAACUCUCAAAUCUUUUACCUUCAUUAAGAGGAAAUUGAGAAGCCGAACUAGAUCAUCUCAAAUAUUCUUUCAAAUUCUAAGACAGAAUGGGAGUCUGUUUUACCUUGUGACCACUUCUUUUACAUUAGAUCACUUGCCUGUGUAACUUUUGAGAACCAACUAGUAAAUAAAAUUAAAUGUUGUA